UGUUUCGGCACCAGAAUGGGAUCCACUGCCGCCUGACAUUGCUUGGUCCCUCCCUAUCAUAGAAAGAGGGGGGGGAUGUGCAGGGUUUUGAGGCUGGCUCGGUCGCAUCUUUGGGCGCUGCACAGACGAGAGGGGGGUCGAGAGGACCACGAGGUACCUUGACCACAUAGUUGACCACACUCUUUCACCUUUCAAUCUCGCACUAUCUCGCACUUCUUAGUUGAACAGUGGGGUCUUUUUCACACCCAACUGGGCCGUUCCGACUGGAGACGGAUUUGCUGACAGUUUCAUUUGAAGGGGAAUGUUUUUGUCACCAAAGAUGACCAACCUCCCAGCCUUUCCCUCUCUCCCUUUGUCUUGUCUUUAACAUACCGCAGCGCCUGCAAAAGGUAUGUUGAACCAUUUGUCGCCUUCCUCAUCAUUUGCAAUGGAAUCAUGAUUGGUUUGCAGACCUAUGAUGAACUUUCAGUCUGGGUCGGCUGGACCAGCCUGGAGAUCGUGUUUGCCGCCUUCCUGGUGCUGGAGAUCAUUCUGCGCAUGCACUUGCUGGGCUGUUCCACCUUCUGGUGCGGUGAAGACAAGCUGUGGAAUUUGUUCGACGUGCUCUUGGGGAUCACUGGCAUCACUGAUGUCACGGUGGAGUUGGUGAAUCAACGCCGUAGCGAGAUUCCCACCUCGCUACUCCGCUUUUGUCGCUUGAUACGCCUGGUGCGCAUCGUGAAGGUCUUCCGGCUGAAGUUCAUGAAGGAUUUGCGGCUCAUGGUGAAGGGCCUGGUCGCUGGACUCCGGACACUCUCACUGGCCUUCACCUUGCUUUUGGCAGUGAUCUAUGUGAUCUCUGGCUUCGCGACCUAUACGAUUGGAAGUGAAGACACCAGUUCGGAGGCUAACCCGAUCAACCUGCAGCCAUACUUUCGAAAUCUGCCUGUGUCCAUGUUCACAUCCUUCCGCUGCUUUACCGGUGAAUGUACCAAUGACCUAGGUUUUCCCAUGACUUCCCUCCUGGCGGACCGCUUUGGCAUCGGGUUCGUGGCCGCCUACAUCGCGAGUUACAUGUUGGUGUCCUUGGGCAUCUUCAAUGUCAUUUUGGCCGUGUACGUCGAGAUCACCAUGAAAGCCGCCAAGGAAACCGACGCCACUACUGCAGAGCAAUAUGCGCGGGAGUCCAUCCGUGUGGCACGGACCACUCGUGAGUUGCUGAAGAAGUUUGCUGCAGCGUACCGGAUCUUUCAAGAGCUGGAAGAACAAGAUCAGGUGAGUCGCAUCGAAUUCCGCAGCGCCACAGCCAUCUUCACGGAUGAGGAUGUUCACGACAAGAUCGCCAUUACCAAAGAGCUUUUCUUGUUGGUGAUCCAGGACCGUGACGUGCAGCGUCUCAUGGAUGAGUUGGAUUUGCCACCGGACCGGGCCAAUCUCUUCGAGGUCAUCGACGCGGACGGCAGCGGCACGCUUCACAUCACCGAGCUGGUGCAGGGCUUGCUGAAGAUCCGCGGGGAGAUCAAGAAGAGCGAUGCGGUGGCCGCCUUGUUGGCCACCAAAGCUGUCCAGAGUAUGGUGGCAGAAAUCAAGGAGCUCUACGAGAAGAACUUGGAUGUUCUAAGGUCGACUCUGCAGACUGAACUGAGCUACAUCCGGCGCAUGAACUCCAGAGCACCGGCUUCGGCCUUCCGGGUUGCCAAUCUUUGAGUCGGCGCGGCACACUGUCCCUGGGAGAAGUGCUCCAAGGGUGUUCAUGGACCCAGAAA
This is a messenger RNA of Durusdinium trenchii, 1745 nucleotides long. The record is from the annotation of a GenBank genome assembly. Lineage: Eukaryota; Dinophyceae; Suessiales; Symbiodiniaceae.